This is a messenger RNA of Xylaria bambusicola, 1908 nucleotides long. Its product is annotated as L-ascorbate oxidase. Gene Ontology annotation, molecular function: oxidoreductase activity; copper ion binding. The transcript is spliced from 4 exons. The coding region runs from base 1 to 1908 and encodes 635 amino acids. The record is from RefSeq and is a predicted model, not a curated record. Lineage: Eukaryota; Fungi; Ascomycota; Sordariomycetes; Xylariales; Xylariaceae.
AUGCCUUGGCCUUCACGUUUGUUGUUGUUAGCGUUGUUUCAUGUCAGGCUCUUGCAAACAUGUCUCGCAGCCAGUGUCUCUGUCCAUGACGAUCUGUGGCAACCGGAUUAUGCUAUCUACGUGACCUGGGAAGAUAUAACGGUAAAUUGCGAACAUAGGCGGUCGGUUGUGUUCAAUGGCACGUAUCCUGGGCCGACACUCUACUUGAAAGAAGGCCAAACCACCUGGAUCAGGGCUUACAAUCACCUUCCUGAUGUCAACCUGACCAUCCAUUGGCAUGGGCUCACUAUGCGGACGGCGCCAUUUUCUGAUGGAGCGCCUCAAGUAUCACAGUGGCCCAUCGCUCCGGGAGAAUUUUUCGACUACGAAAUACAUCCAGAAAUAGGAGAUGCCGGUACCUAUUUCUAUCAUUCACAUGUCGGCUUUCAAGCUAUGACGGCUCAUGGCGUGCUUUUUGUCGAAGACGCAGAUAUCCCACCAUAUCAAUGGGAUGGUGACGUACCAGCGGUCCUUGGAGAUUUCUACCACAAGAGUGACAAGGAAAUCGAAACCGACCUGCUAUCGACCCCCUUCAUAUGGCCAGGAGAACCGGACUCCCUAGUCUUCAACGACCGAUCGGGCACCCACUCCUUCGAUGAUGCCCCCGACGACUCGUGCAAACCGUACGUUAUCACAGUAGAUCCUGGGAAAACCUACCGAUUUCGGUUCAUUGGUGGUGCCACAAUAUCGUUUAUACAGGCCGGAAUCGAAGGGCACACCAACCUAACUAUCAUAAGCGUGGACGGAUACUAUACGAAGCCAACGCAAGUCGAUCACAUUCAACUUGGCGGGGGGCAGCGCUUUGAUGCCCUCAUCACUAUGAAAUCAGAAGACGAACUUGCCGCGGAAGGGAGAAGCCAGUACUGGAUUCGGUACGAGACUCGUGGGCGAUCACCUGGUCUUCAGGGGUACGCUCUUCUACAAUAUAAUACUACUUCAUCGUCAAAGAUGAGACGCGACUCCGGUCAUUCCAAAAUAUCUGAACGAGGGCAUCACAAGUUCACUAAGCACCGGGGGGUUAGUCAUCGGCAGCCGAAGCCACCCGGAAAGAAUCCCAACCACUCUCCUGUUUCUCUACCUCCUGAUGGCACACUGACCAAUUGGCUGGAGUACACAUUGGAAGCGCUUAACCCUCGGACACCAUUUCCCCGGUUAUCUGAAGUGACUCGAACUAUAUACAUAACGGUAAAAGAAAAAGUCGUCAACGGCACAUAUCAGGGAGGCUCCGUCAACGGCUCGGUAAUCUGGGUAAACAAUGAUCUAACUUGGACCGAGCAAGAAGCGGCGAGCUUGCAUUACAAGCCAUACCUCAUAGAUGCAUACGUAACUGGGAAAACGCCCAAUUACGAUGUUGCCGUAAAACACCGAGGCUGGGACCCGGUCAUGAAGGCUUUCCCGGCCAAAAUCGGAGAGGUACUGGAUAUCGUAUGGCUUAGUAACUCCGGUCCCUCGGGCAUAUUCGAAUAUCACCCGAUGCAUGCUCACGGAGAGCAUUAUUGGGACCUAGGAUCUGGGAACGGGACAUAUGAUGCUGUCGCUAAUGAAAAGCAUUUUGUGAGUUAUACGCCUGCCAGGCGCGACACGACGAUGCUUUACCGUUAUGCCGAGAAGGGCAGGAAUCAGGUAACAGCUGGAUGGCGAGCGUGGCGAAUCAGGGUUACCAAUGACAAUGUCGGUGCUUGGCUAAUGCACUGUCAUAUCCUCCAUCACAUGUUAAUGGGUAUGCAAACCGCGUGGGUAUUCGGUGAUGCUGCGUCCAUUCUACGAGAGAUUCCAGAGCCAUAUAUCGCUGGCUACUUAGACUACGGCGGAAGCGCGUACGGAAACGAGUCGUACGAUCCCUUGGUACUUGAGUACUACAACGGAUGA